GUCACUUUGACCUGCUUCCUCACCCCCACCACGAUCCAAUUCAUACCAUUCAAUCUUAAUUUUCACCAUGGCUGAUCCCAGCGGUGUUAAGGAAGCCGAGGCCUCCAUGGCCAACCUUUUGCUCGACGAGGUCACCGGUGAGCGCGUGUCCAAGACCGAAUUGAAGAAGCGCCAGAAGCUGCGCGAGAAGGAGGCCAAGAAGAAGGAGAAGGAGGCUGCUGCCCCUCCCAAGGCCGAGAAGAAGACUUCCGCUGAGGAUGAGGAGGCUAACCUGACUCCCAACCAAUACUUUGAGAUCCGCAGCAAGCGCAUCAACAAGCUGCGUGAGACCAAGAACCCGGAUCCGUACCCGCACAAGUUCCAGGUCACCGACGACCUGCGCAAGUUCCUCAAGGACUACGAGAGCCUGGAGAAGGGCGAGCAGAAGCCCGAUGUCCCCAUCCGCCUGGCUGGACGUAUCUACACCAAGCGUACGUCUGGAGCCAAGCUGUUGUUCUACGACCUCCGCGCGGAGGGCGUCAAGGUGCAAAUUGUGUGCCAGGCGCAGAACGCCAAGGGCGAGGUUCCCUUCGAGGCCCAGCACGAGCCCCUCCGCCGCGGUGACAUUAUCGGUGUGAUCGGUUUCCCCGGCCGUAGCAACCCCAAGAACCGCCCCGACGGUGAACUGUCCAUCUUCGCCACGGAGGUCGUGCUGCUGGCCCCCUGCCUGCACGCCAUCCCCUCCGAGCACUACGGCUUCCAGGACAAGGAGCAGCGCUUCCGUCAGCGGUACCUGGAUCUGAUCAUGAACGACCGCUCCCGUAACGUCUUCGUCACCCGCUCCAAGAUCGUCUCCUUCAUCCGUCGCUUCUUCGACAGCCGUGACUUCGUCGAGGUCGAGACCCCCAUGAUGAACGCCAUCGCGGGCGGUGCCACCGCCAAGCCCUUCGUCACGCACCACAACGAGCUGGACAUGAACCUGUUCAUGCGCAUUGCCCCCGAGCUGUACCUGAAGAUGCUGAUCGUCGGUGGUCUGGAGCGUGUGUACGAGAUGGGCCGCCAGUUCCGCAACGAGGGCAUCGACCUGACCCACAACCCGGAGUUCACCACCUGCGAGUUCUACUGGGCGUACGCCGAUUACCAAGACGUCAUGAACAUGACCGAGGAGCUGGUCUCCAGCCUGGUGAAGCACGUCACCGGCGGCUAUGAGACGACCUUCCACACGCAGACCGGCGAGGUCUACAACGUCAACUGGAAGGCGCCGUGGCGCCGCGUGGAGAUGAUCCCCGCGCUGGAGGAGGCGACGGGCGAGAAGUUCCCGCCGGGCGACCAGCUGCACACGGCCGAGACGGGCGAGUUCCUGAAGAAGGUCCUGGCCAAGACGGGCGUGGAGUGCUCGCCGCCGCUGACCAACGCGCGCAUGCUCGACAAGAUGGUGGGCGAGUUCAUCGAGGAGACCUGCGUCAACCCGACCUUCAUCAUGGGCCACCCGCAGAUGAUGUCGCCGCUGGCCAAGUACCACCGCAACAACGUCGGUCUGUGCGAGCGCUUCGAGGCCUUCGUCUGCAAGAAGGAGAUCUGCAACGCCUACACGGAGUUGAACGACCCCUUCGACCAGCGUCUCCGCUUCGAGGAGCAGGCCCGCCAGAAGGACCAGGGUGACGACGAGGCCCAGCUCAUCGACGAGAACUUCUGCACCAGUCUGGAGUACGGCCUGCCGCCCACCGGUGGCUGGGGUAUGGGUAUCGACCGUCUGGUCAUGUUCCUGACGGACAACUACAGCAUCAAGGAGGUGCUGGCCUUCCCCUUCAUGAAGGAGGACAAGACGGCGCAGGACACCAAGACUGCUGCUGAGGUGGUUGGCAUUGAGCCCAAGCCUGAAGAGGGUAUUCCCCACAAAUAAAUGACCAUUGCAUGGCUCUAGAUACAUAAGGAUGCAUGAAGACCAAGAUUUAAGAUAUAUGUCUAUACCGUUCGCCUUCUGUCUGGGAUAAUCUCAAUAAUGAAAACGCAAGUACGGUGGGAGUUUAAUCUCUGAUUUGUAGACACUGACCAUGUUCUUGGGUAGUCUUUCAAUGAU
Aspergillus campestris IBT 28561 is the source of this 2059-nucleotide messenger RNA. Its product is annotated as lysine--tRNA ligase KRS1. The coding region runs from base 68 to 1882 and encodes 604 amino acids. Gene Ontology annotation, molecular function: lysine-tRNA ligase activity; ATP binding; tRNA binding. Lineage: Eukaryota; Fungi; Ascomycota; Eurotiomycetes; Eurotiales; Aspergillaceae. Gene Ontology annotation, biological process: lysyl-tRNA aminoacylation. Gene Ontology annotation, cellular component: cytoplasm; cytosol. The record is from RefSeq and is a predicted model, not a curated record. The transcript is spliced from 3 exons.